AUGCUAUGCAAGGAACCAGAAACGUUUUCUGCAAUAGCUACUUCAAGCAUUUUUCGUCCUCAUAUACAACUGAAUGCAUUGUAUUUGGCGGUUCUAUUCACACCCACCAUUGCAAUGGCUCCAUUUGCAAAUUCUUUUGGACCUCAGUUUAGGAAAUUGAUGCUUCAGGCUGUUCAUCAAACACUAGAAAGAGCAGGUCCAGCAUUCAUAAAAUGGGGCCAAUGGGCAGCCGCACGGCCAGAUCUCUUUCCUAGAGACUUGUGCAUUGAACUUGCAAAGCUUCAAGCAGCAGCACCUGAACAUAAAAUCCUACACUGCAAUGGUUAA
This is a messenger RNA of Fraxinus pennsylvanica, 327 nucleotides long. The record is from the annotation of a GenBank genome assembly. Lineage: Eukaryota; Viridiplantae; Streptophyta; Magnoliopsida; Lamiales; Oleaceae.